AUGCAUUUUCUAUUUAAGUUCUUGGUAAUUGGAAAUGCAGGAACUGGCAAAUCGUGCUUACUUCAUCAGUUUAUUGAAAAGAAAUUUAAAGAUGAUUCAAAUCACACUAUAGGUGUGGAGUUUGGUUCAAAGAUAAUAAAUGUAGGUGGCAAAUAUGUAAAAUUACAAAUAUGGGAUACAGCAGGACAAGAACGAUUCAGGUCUGUGACAAGAAGUUACUACAGAGGUGCAGCAGGAGCUCUACUAGUCUAUGAUAUUACCAGUCGAGAAACCUAUAAUGCACUUACUAAUUGGUUGACAGAUGCAAGAAUGCUAGCAAGUCAAAAUAUUGUCAUAAUACUCUGUGGGAACAAAAAAGAUCUGGAUGCAGAUCGUGAAGUUACUUUCUUAGAAGCUUCCAGGUUUGCCCAAGAAAAUGAACUUAUGUUUCUGGAAACAAGUGCAUUAACGGGGGAGAAUGUUGAAGAAGCCUUUGUUCAGUGUGCAAGAAAAAUACUCAAUAAAAUUGAAUCAGGUGAACUGGAUCCAGAAAGAAUGGGCUCAGGUAUUCAAUACGGAGAUGCUGCCUUAAGACAGCUCAGAUCCCCACGUCGAGCACAAGCUCAAAGUGCUCAAGAAUGUGGCUGUUAAAUUUUUGGACACUUUAGAAACCUAAGCUCUAAAUACAAGUGAUAUUUGGGAAGCAACUGAUUGAUGAAGCUUCAAGGUUCUGCCGUUUUUAUCACGAUCUUUCCACUCUGUGUCUGAAGUAGACCAUUGCUGGGAGGGAAAAAAAACAAGUACUUCAAAGUGUUAUGCAAGAUAGUCAGUAUGGCACAGCAGAUUAUAUAUAAUAAAUCUAAUUCAAUGGACAAUACAAUUAGAUGUAUACAUAGAUGUAAAAAUUUUCUGUUCACAUCUUCCCUUUCACCUUUCAUUUAAACAUUGCUGUAUCCUGCCUGUAUAUACUGUAGUGCAGUAAGUUUCCAAAGCAUGGUAUAUGAUGUACGGUAUAACAGAAUGUUGCACUAAAUGCAGUUUAAUAUUUUUUUUAAUCAUAUGAACUAAAAUUUGUUAAUUGUGAGGAGUGCUUUUUAUCAUCAUGUUUGUGUUGUAUUGCACAUUUGGUUAUAUUUAUGACCUGAAAUACAAAGCCACUGGCAUUGAUGGCCGGUGUAUUUCCUAUUUAAUUUUUUUGCCACAUGCUACACAAUGUUUACGUGAUUUACACUUGAAAUACAACGAGGUCAUUACUUUAAAAGUUCACUAAUAUAAGAAAAUAAAAUUGGAAAAUGAUUUUUCCAUUGAAAA
This is a messenger RNA of Gracilinanus agilis (Agile Gracile Mouse Opossum), 1290 nucleotides long. It is a transcript of the gene RAB4A, whose product is annotated as RAB4A, member RAS oncogene family. Gene Ontology annotation, molecular function: GTPase activity; GTP binding. Gene Ontology annotation, biological process: Rab protein signal transduction; regulation of endocytosis. Bases 1 to 630 code for a protein of 209 amino acids. Gene Ontology annotation, cellular component: postsynaptic recycling endosome. The transcript is spliced from 8 exons. Lineage: Eukaryota; Metazoa; Chordata; Mammalia; Didelphimorphia; Didelphidae. The record is from RefSeq and is a predicted model, not a curated record.